Histoplasma capsulatum G186AR is the source of this 3043-nucleotide messenger RNA. Its product is annotated as disulfidisomerase. Gene Ontology annotation, cellular component: endoplasmic reticulum. The record is from RefSeq and is a predicted model, not a curated record. NCBI's taxonomy places the organism in Eukaryota, Fungi, Ascomycota, Eurotiomycetes, Onygenales, Ajellomycetaceae. Gene Ontology annotation, biological process: response to endoplasmic reticulum stress; protein folding. The transcript has 4 exons. The coding region runs from base 193 to 1815 and encodes 540 amino acids. Gene Ontology annotation, molecular function: protein disulfide isomerase activity.
UGGCGACAACCCAGCUUCAUCCUAGGACUGUAUCCAUCACCCGUCCGCUUCAGUCCAACAACACGCCAAGUGUUCAUAGGGUUGCGUGCACGUCUGUCCUUCUUUACUGGCACUGAAUUGAGUCUUGCCAGAGGCCCCUGGGUCAACACCCUUCCUUGUACUCCCUUUUUUCCUGUCUACUAUCCUGUCACUAUGCGGCAGUUCAGAGAUUUUGCCUUUGGCCUGGCUGCCCUAGGGCUCACGGCUCUGGCGUCUGCUUCUGAAGCUCCUGCUUCUGAAGCUCCCGCUUCCGAUGCAGAGUCACAUGUGCAUGUCCUCGAGAAAGCAACGUUCAACGAUUUCAUGGAGCAGCACCCCCUGGUCAUGGCGGAGUUCUAUGCGCCAUGGUGCGGUCAUUGCAAGGCUCUUGCCCCUGAAUAUGAAGUUGCCGCAGCCGAGCUCAAGGAGAAGAACAUCCUCCUCGCUAAGAUUGACUGCACGGCGGAGAGUGAACUGUGCAAGGAGUACGACGUGGAAGGUUAUCCCACAAUCAAGAUCUUCCGUGGUUUGCAGAAUGUCAAGCCAUACAAUGGCGCUCGCAAAAGUGGAGCCAUCUCAUCCUUCAUGUCCAAACAAGCUCUUCCAACAGUCAGCCAGGUAACGAUGCAAAAUUUCGAAGAUGUGAAGGCAAUGGACAAGGUCGUCGUUGUUGGAUACUUUGCUUCUGAUGACAAGACCUCGAAUAAAACUUUCCAUGCUGUGGCUGAGGCCCUGCGUGAUGACUUCCUCUUCUCCGCAACAAGUGACCCCGAAAUGGCUGCUGCUGCAAACGUAAAGCAUCCGGCCGUUAUUCUGUACAAGGACUUCGACGGAGGCAAAGAGCUCUUCUCAGGGAAAUUUGUUGAAGAAGACAUCACCAACUUUGUGAAAGUUUACAGCAUGCCUCUCGUUGGCGAAAUCGGACCAGAUACCUACAAUAGCUACAUGGGUAGUGGCCUUCCACUCGGCUACCUAUUUGCCGAGACUCCUGAAGAGCGUGAAGAGUUCGCAGCCAUGUUGAAGCCUAUUGCCAAAAAAUAUAAAGGUCGCAUCAAUCUUGGAACCAUCGAUGCCAAGGCUUACGGAGCUCACUCUGACAACCUGAACCUUAAACCCGAGAAGUUCCCAGCGUUCGCAAUCCACAACCCUGCCGAAAACAAAAAGUUCCCCUACGAUCAGGAGAAGAAGAUCACCCGGGAUGACCUCGGGGCAUUCGUUCAAGCCGUCCUCAAUGGUGAGAUUGAAGCCAGUAUAAAGUCCGAGCCUAUCCCUGCGAGCCAGGAAGGCCCUGUAACCGUUGUCGUUGCCCACACCUACCAAGAGAUUGUCAUAGACAGCGACAAGGAUGUUCUUCUCGAGUUCUAUGCCCCAUGGUGUGGACACUGCAAAGCCCUCGCGCCCAAAUACGAACAACUCGCCAAACUCUACGCCGAUGACCCAGAGUUUGCCUCGAAGGUCAUAAUCGCCAAGAUUGAUGCCACCGCAAACGAUGUGCCAGACGAAAUCCAGGGAUUCCCAACCAUCAAGCUUUUCCCUGCGGGCGCCAAAGAUUCUCCAAUUGAGUAUCAAGGCUUGCGCACCAUCAAGGAGCUGGCCCAGUUCGUGCGGGAUAAUGGCAAAUAUAGUGUUGACGCAUAUGAUCCGGAGAAAGUAGACGAGGAUAGCGGUGAUGUCACCAAGAAACCCGAGGAGGAGAGUCCUUCGUCGACAGAGGCCGCUGCCAAGGAAACCAAGGCUGAAUCAACUGGUAAACCGGAGGAGACUGCCGGUGAAGCCACCCGACAUGAGGAGCUGUAAGCUCUGCCGCCAUUUUUUUUUGGUGCAAUAUCGAUUAUGCCAUGUAUUGAAAAACUGGGAUUCUUUGGUUGUUUGUCUUGUUUCGUACUAUUAGUUAAUUGAAUUGAAUGGUUGUCCUUUUUUUUUUUCUUGUUUAGUUUUCUGUUUGAAAUAAUCUGCGUUUAUUUGAUGUGUUUUGCCUCUGCAUUGCUAUUUUAAAUGUAUUUUGUUUUUUUUAUAUAAUCCCCUGCGCGAAGCGUGCGAGGGUUUGCAUUUUGUGCUUGGGGUCAUGCUAUUAACCAAGCUAAGAAAGAAAUAACUCUCUACGUUUUACAUCUCGUUGAGACCUAGAUACCUGUACGAGCUUAGCGUUUUUCCGAUUUGCAAGGGCUUGUAUCAAGCAGGCUGUCAACCUCGUUUCGCUCCCUGUAACUAUCUCUUGUGCAAAGUUUCCGAUUGUGACAGAUCACAUAAUUAGUGGAUCCUGCUAUUAACAUUCAAUUGCGUUGGGCUAGCUAUGGAUGGAUCGCAACAUGUCUCGAACUUUAAAAAAUUUUCCAAGACUCAGCCGAACGCUUCGAAGCUUUUCACCUGAAAUCAGGAAAACCUUGAAAUAAAUAAAAGAGAUCGGGGGAAAACCCAAUUGAACUGAAUGGAAUCGAAUGAAAUUAAUCAAAAAAUAAAUAGAUAAAUAACAAAAUCCACGAGGGGAAAAGGAGAGAAUUGAAAAAAAAAAAAAUUCUACACACCAUGUCGAAAGGCCAUUUGCAGCCAUCGGGGGGAAAACGAAAAGAAAAAAAAAGGAAAACAAUCGACGGGCUAAGGUCCCAAGAGUUGAUGAUUUCUGGCCAGCAAUAUGAGAAGAAUGCACACAAACACGCCCGUACUCAAGACACACAAAACUCCUGUGUUGCGCUCAUAUACAGUUUCCUGAAUCAAUUAGGAAGUUCAUACUCCGCCUCCGCUAGAGCAGCCAAUGCAUCAGCAUCAUCAUCCUCGUCUUCCGAUAACAGAGACGAACUGGGGAUCCCGCCCCCAUUCGCCUCUGUGGCUUUCUUCCCAUCGUCCCCUUUCGGUACGAUAGCUUGCGCUUUGGCCGUAGUGGAUACUGUGGUGGAGUUGUUUUGAACGUUAGUUUCAGUCGCUGUAGCUACAGCUAUCUUCGUUUUUGGUGCUGUUGGUGGUGGUGAUGAUGAUGUUUUCUCCUCGAUGAGAGACCAGUCAAUAAUCCCAUCUUUGCCAUAACGUU